Messenger RNA from Saccostrea echinata, 831 nucleotides. Its product is annotated as multiple epidermal growth factor-like domains protein 10. Lineage: Eukaryota; Metazoa; Mollusca; Bivalvia; Ostreida; Ostreidae. The record is from RefSeq and is a predicted model, not a curated record. The coding region runs from base 1 to 831 and encodes 276 amino acids. Gene Ontology annotation, molecular function: scavenger receptor activity. The transcript is spliced from 6 exons.
AUGAGACAAAGAGGUCGUUUUGCCGGGUUCUCCCUUUAUGUUUCCAACUCAACUGUUAAAGAGGACGGGUAUCAAUGUUACUUAAACGGACCGGAGUUACCUUCCUUGGAUUUCAAUACUACAUGUGUAACACAUGGACGUUUUGUAAUAUUUUACAACGAAAGACUGAAUGGUAUAAAGUACCCUACAGGAUACCAAAUUUCAAACGUUUACACUGAAUUGUGUGAAGUAACGGUUACAGGAUGCCAGAAUCCUAGUGUUUAUGGAUAUGACUGUAAUCUCCCAUGUCCAGAAAACUGUCAAGAACGAAGAUGUUACAUUGUGAAUGGAACCUGUCUAGGAUGUACAGCUGGGUGGAUAGGAGAAUUCUGUAAUAAUUCCUGUCCUGCUGGAUAUUACGGUCCGGAGUGCAGAGCACCAUGCACUGGGUAUUGUAGAUACAUUAAGCCAUGUAAUCAUAGUACUGGUGAAUGUGACGAAGGAUGUUCUGACGGAUGGACAGGGAAUGAAUGCAGCAAAAAAUGUUCAGCAGAAAUGUAUGGUCCUGAUUGUAUGUACAGUUGUAGUGGACAUUGUUUAAAUGGCGUCCCUUGUAACAGAACAACAGGAAGUUGUAAUUCUGGCUGUAAACCUGGAUAUACCGGGGAGCAUUGUGAUAAAGCUUGUUCCAUUGGAUUCUAUGGACUGAAUUGUAAAGAACAAUGCAGUAACCAAUGUCGACACGGAAUAAACUAUUGUAAUCACGAAGAUGGACAUUGUGAAACUGGAUGUCAAGAUGGAUUUAUAGGACGUAAAUGUAAUAAGAUUUUAAUGCAGUACAUAGAAAAAUAG